Messenger RNA from Lycium ferocissimum, 867 nucleotides. Its product is annotated as glycine-rich cell wall structural protein-like. The record is from RefSeq and is a predicted model, not a curated record. NCBI's taxonomy places the organism in Eukaryota, Viridiplantae, Streptophyta, Magnoliopsida, Solanales, Solanaceae. The coding region runs from base 52 to 717 and encodes 221 amino acids. The transcript has 2 exons.
CUUUUUAUUAUAUCUCUUUUGCCUAUUAAAGUUCUAACUGCGCUAGCCAAAAUGUUUGUUAAAAUUCUCUCACUUUUUUUUGUGCUUUCACUUGGAGCUUUUGUUGGUGCUAGAAAUUUACCAACUGAAAAUGAUUCUCUUGUUGCCGCAAAUUAUGUGACUACUGAUAACCAAGGCGGAGACAAUAUUGGUGGCAAUGGGGUUGGAAUAGGAGGAUCCAUUCGUGGGGGUGUUAGCGCUGGAAUAGGAGGAAGGUUGGGUAUGGGUGCUGGGCCCAUUAGUGGAGGAGCUGAAGGUAGGGUUGGGAUUGGUGCUGGAGUUGGUGCAGGUGUCGGUGCUGGUGGCAUGGGUGGUGACACUGGUGGCGGAAGCCUUGGCGGUGGAGCAGGCGGCAGCGGCAGCAUUGGCGGUGGAGCAGGUGGCAUCCCUGGCGGUGGAGUAGGUGGCAGCCCUGGUGGCACUGGAGGGCUUGGAGGAGGAGUAGGUGGUAGCGGCAGCGUUGGCGGUGGAGCAGGCGCCAGCGGCAGCAUUGGCGGUGGAGCAGGCGGUAGAGGCAGCGUUGGAGGUGGAGCAGGUGGCAGCCCUGGUGGCACCGGAGGACUUGGAGGAGGAGUAGGUGGUAGCGGCAGCGUUGGUGGUGGGGUAGGCGGUAAUGUUGGCGGUGGAGUAGGUGGCAGUGACGGGCUUGGCGGAGGAUAUGGCGGUGGAUGGCCAUGAAACCAACGUAGAUAGCAGUGGAGUUAAAGCUAUUGUACUAAUAUUACCACUUGCAUGUUAAUUUCAUGUUAUGUUUUAUGAAAUGUGUGAGUAGGAUGUAAUGUAAUGUUGGUUAAUAAAUUGAGAGAACAAAUUCGUGUGUGAUGUCAU